GAAGAAGAAGAAGAAGAAGAAGAAGAAGAAGAAGAAGAAGAAGAAGAAGAAGAAGAGGCAUAUUUGAGAUUUUCUUGGUUUUAAGCAUUCUCAAAGGAUCCAGAGAGUAGAUGAUCAGGCUUCACACAACCCAGUGUCCUGUCCUGGAACUUUGACAGGAGUGGACACAGACACACACUCUCAUACACACACUCUCGCACACACUCUCUCUCUCUCACACACACACCUGCACACACAGAGGAAGACGUUCUCCAUCACUGGACCCCCCUCGAUUGGACCAUGUCCACGUCCUCGUCUGGAUCGACCAACCACAACAAGCGUCUGUCAUCGGAGACAGACAACUCUCAGAGGGUGUUGGACAAUGACUCAGCCCAGCAUCUGAAGCUGAGGGAGAGACAGCGCUUCUUUGAGGAGGUGUAUCAGCACGAUAAGGACUUCCUCCUGUCCUCGGCCCACCUGCACAUCGACUGCAGGAAACCUCCUAUGGGCAGUAUCUCCUCUAUGGAGGUGAACGUGGAUAUGCUGGAACAGCUGGACCUCAUGGACAUCUCUGACCAGGAAGCUCUGGAUGUGUUCCUCAACUCUGGGGACGACGACGGCCCACUGGCCUCCCCUUUACCAGAGGUAGACGAUGAAGACGAGAGCAAAGAGGUUGUCUACAGGGAGCGUGUGCCAAUUUGUCCGCAUAUCGACGGUCGCUGGGGGUCAAAAUCUCGUAUGUCCUCCACCUCCUCUGGUUCGAGUGACACCAGCGGGGGCGGAACCGACAAUGUGGUCCAAUCCGAUGAAGAGGAGGUGCACGCCGACACCCUCCUGCUGACCUCCGUGCCCUGAAUGAAGGACGAAGAGACCGAUGAAGAGAGAAACCUGUCCGGUCCUUCAUCGUAGAGACACAAGUCAAUCAGCUGUUCUGACUGUUGUCAAUGACAACAAGGAAAGGGUAAACAGACUAACUCAGAGAUUCAUACAUAAACAGUACCAUCACUGUCUCUUUCCAUGUUACCCUGUGGACACCCCUGCACUAUCCUGUGGGAAACCCCUAGCAUGGACACCCCUUGUAGUGGUUUGGUGUGUUGUUAUGGGUUAAUUGAUUUCUUGCGUAACUAUGAAAAAUACUUAUUGAUGACGUCUCAUUAUUUCAACUUAGCACUAUUGUACUGAACACUCAGUUUUCACAGCAGUUUUUUCUGUUGCUUCAGAGCAUUAUACUCAUAUUUUGUUUAACCAUGAUCAAGGUGUCAAUAUUGUGUUUGCCAUAUUUAUCAUACACAGAAUAUCAUUGUCAGAGGGAGAAAUUAAGACUGGUCCAGAUGUCUGUCUCAUAUAAGAACCUGUGAACAUUGAGAGACUACAUCCUGGAUCCAAUGCUAUCCAUUCCUUAAUGCUGUUAUUUAAACACUGAAUUCUAACACACUGAUACAUGAUGAGUCUCUUUGCUGCAUGAUUGGGUUCAGUUAGUGGUAGUCUUAAGCAGUUUAGUUUAAUUUGUUCUCAGUCAAGGUAUUUACCAACCUUCAUGUAACAGUUGAAAGGGGAUAAAACAUUUAGCAACAUAACACAUCAGUCACUCGCACGCUACAUGCGGACUGGAUAUUCUGCUAUUGCUAUUCCCUCCAGCUCAGGACACCUUCAUCACGCCCAUUUUCUUUGAACUUGAAUGUCAGUUAAGAGGGUGAGAAAGAUCUAAGAGUGGUAUUUCAACGUAAACAGGAACAAUCCUGUGUGGCAUUCCCCCAAGUCAGUAGGCAUAUGAGUUAGGAGUCUACCAGGGCAAUACCUUGGUAAAGGCCUUGGUGUCAAUGAAGACAAUAUUCGCUAGCUACCGGGAAUUCCGUCCACUAGCAACUAUCCUAGGGAGCGGCAAUCUUACCCAGGUGUUUGUUUCUGCUUGGUUGGAGCAAAAUCAUGCACCCCAGGGCCGGACUACUGCAUUUGGGGCCCCGGUGCACCUACAAUGAGGAUGAGAGAAAAUUGUGCAGUUUUGAAACAAAUUUCAAGUUAUUCUACACAUUUAUCCAUGAGCCUGAGAGAAAGUUUUGCAGUUUUAAAAUGUAUUUCCUGCAAUUCUACUCAUUUUGACAUUGCUUAUGACGUGUUCAUAUGCUGUCUGGGGCCCCUUGGUGGUCGGGGGCCCCGGAGCACGUGCCCUGCAUGCCCGUUCGGUUAUCCGGCCCUGCUGCACCCACACCGGCCAUCACAGGGUAAGACUGUCCACCGUUUUACAACAGUACACCCUGGUGUUCUUACUGUAAGAGAGCAGUAUAGAGCAGGAGCGAGCCAUAAACAGCCCCCAGCCUCAUGUUGUAUUGUUAUGCUCAUAUCAUCUGGGUACCAUGGACUGACUGUGUUUGUAAAUGCAUGCCAUGUAUGUCAUGUAUAGAGUUGUUCAUUCUGCAAUAAAGUGUAUC
Messenger RNA from Coregonus clupeaformis (lake whitefish), 2408 nucleotides. Its product is annotated as dysbindin-like. Lineage: Eukaryota; Metazoa; Chordata; Actinopteri; Salmoniformes; Salmonidae. Gene Ontology annotation, biological process: negative regulation of protein kinase activity. The transcript is spliced from 4 exons. Gene Ontology annotation, cellular component: cytoplasm. The record is from RefSeq and is a predicted model, not a curated record. The coding region runs from base 280 to 834 and encodes 184 amino acids.